GUAUUUCGUCACUGUUGCUGGGGAAAUAUUUCUUAAUUCUUUUCAAAUGUAUAUUUACUCAAAAUACAAAAAGUACAUUGAUCCAGGAGGUGUAGUAGUCAUGGAUGUGGUUAUAACAGAGGCAAGAGACGUAAUGAGAAAUGUCCCCUCUCUGCAGCGCCCCCUGCACCACUGUUUGGUGUCCUGCAAUGCGCUGGCGUGUGGGCGCGGACGUGCACGCACUCGAGCAACAGAUCCGAGCGCAUGCGCAAAUCAUUGUUUUGACUGAAAAUGCCGUCGGUUUCGAAAACGGCGGCCAAUGCGUCUCCUCAAACCGAGAAACCUACCCACUAUACAUACUUGAAGGAGUUCAGGACAGAGCAGUGCCCGUUGUUCCUCCAGCACAAGUGUACGCAGCACAGACCCUUUACGUGCUUUCACUGGCAUUUUCUCAACCAGCGGCGAAGACGCCCCAUAAGAAGAAGAGACGGGACUUUCAACUACAGCCCCGACGUGUACUGCACGAAAUACGACGAGACCACAGGCAUUUGUCCAGAUGGAGAUGACUGUCCUUACUUACACCGGACCACUGGUGACACAGAGCGCAAGUACCAUCUACGCUAUUACAAGACAGGCACUUGUAUCCAUGAGACAGAUGCUCGAGGGCAUUGUGUGAAGAAUGGCCUCCACUGUGCUUUUGCUCACGGGCCACAUGAUCUCCGACCUCCAGUCUAUGAUAUCAGAGAGAUCCAAGCACAAGAGGCCCUUCAAAAUGGACAGCUGGGAUCUGGAGAAGGUAUUCCUGAUUUGCAGCCUGGUGUGUUAGCCAGCCAAGCUAUGAUUGAGAAAACGCUGACAGAAGACCCUCGGUGGCAAGAUACCAACUUUGUUUUAGCCAAUUAUAAAACAGAUCAGUGUACUAAGCCCCCAAGACUAUGCAGACAGGGCUAUGCUUGCCCCCACUACCACAACAGUAGAGAUCGAAGACGAAAUCCACGAAAGUUUAAAUAUAGGUCAACUCCUUGCCCAAAUGUGAAACAUGGGGAUGAGUGGGGCGAGCCCUCAAAGUGUGACAGUGGAGACAGUUGCCAGUAUUGUCACUCUCGCACUGAACAGCAGUUUCACCCAGAGAUCUACAAAUCUACUAAAUGCAAUGACAUGCGACAAACUGGAUACUGUCCCAGAGGACCAUUUUGUGCAUUUGCACAUGUAGAAAGAAUUCCCUCCACAGAGGAGACCAUGAGUUCAUUGCUAACGGCGAUACAGUCGAGCUCACAGUCCCAGCUGGGCUCUCAGCAAUAUUCAGAGUGUCCAGUCAGUGAGUGGAACAGUGGAGGAAACUCCACCACCAGCGCAACCAGUAGCAACGGACAAGUGGGAAGUGUUUCAUGUUCUAAUAGCUCAACUGUAACGCCAAGCUCAGGAAGCGACAGUUUGUUAUCCCCAGUGGGAUCCAUCAGCAGACCCAAAUCCUUAACUAAUAGUAGUUUAUGUUCAGAGUCCACCACAUCCAGUGUCUCAUCUCUGACGUCUAACUAUCCUAAAGCUCCGGGCUUUGAACGUGAGGAUCAGAUCAAGAACAAGGGGCAGGUGGAUCAAAAAUUGAUGGACCAAGAAAAACAGACACAAAAUACUGUAUUCUCUGCGGUGAACCCUUUGGCAUCAAGCUUUACCUCCAGUAUAACAUCCAGCUUGGCCUCUAGUAUUGGCUCAGAUAGUUCUUCACCGACCACCUUAUCCACGAUGAAUGCAAAAGCCACUCCUUUCUAUCCAGGGAGCAACACGGUGGAGUCUGUCAUAGGAUCCGCUCUGGACAUCAAUUUUAGUGACAUAAAUGUUGCAUCUCUUGAUAAGGAGCUAGAAGAGCAAGACAACAAUGUUGGGUUGGCAAGUCAAAGGGUGCUAGGUGGAUCUGCUCCUGUUAACAUUCCCGGCUCCCUGGCACGAUCGUCCUCCUUUAAUUCCUCGUCAUCGCUCUCCACCUCCCCGUUAAGCUCCCUUUCCCAGUCCCUGUCGCAGUCCCUCCUGUCUGGGGCAGUAUCGCAGCAUAAUCAACCUUCAAAUCUGUUAGCCAAGCAAGAGCAUGGCCUCCUGGGAACACCCACCUCCUCUUCCCAGAACUCUUUGGGCUUAAAUGGAGGAGCCAGCAGCAUUUGGGAUUUUGUAAGUGGCAGCUUUUCACCGAGUCCAUCUCCAGUUUUCAGCAGCCUAACCUCCACAACCAGCAGUGCUGAUCUGGCCCGCCUUUUUAGAGAACUGGACGAGGCCAAGAGGAAGAUCAAACAAUGGGAGGAGGCCUGGCAUCAGGUCAAACAAGCGUGUGAAGCAUGCCAGAAAGAAGCUCACGAAGCAAAGGAACAAGCAAAAACAGCCGAGGCGGAGCGGCAGCUGGCAGAACAGAAGUGGGAGGAAACAGAGCGCAAGCUGAAAGAGCUCCAAGGGGACUUUGAUGUGCUUUGUCGCACCCCUGGAACACCUCUUCUGCGUAGCUAUGGCGAGCUGGACCAGCUCCCCUUGUCAAAGCUUCACUCCAUCCAGAGUCAGCUGCGUAAUGACCUAGACCUUAUAGACGGGGUAAUAUAUCAGCUUCAGUCAAAGAAAUGUAUAGUUUGCCAAAAGCAUGAUCGUUGCAUUGUUCUGCAGCCUUGCCAACAUUAUGUACUAUGUGAGAACUGUGCACCUAGUAAAACAGAAUGUCCCUACUGUAGAACGAAAAUAUUGAAGUGGUGAUGUACAAUUACUCAAGGUACUAUUUAAAGAAUUAGCCCUUUGAAAAACUACUAAUAGAUAUUACAUUUUCUAAAUAGCAAUGUCUGUUUCAUACAGUGAUUGACUUAAUUUAGAACAAAAUGAUGUUUGACUGACAAAACAAAUAGUAUUACAAAUCAGGUUAUAUACAGGGAAUUCAAUCAUUGUAGCUUUUGCUCAUUUUAUGUGAACAUGACCUCCAUCAACCAGAUAGCUUUCUCAAUCCUGCGUUGCCCUUCCAAAUCUUCAAUUAUGAUUCAGACCCUCUGAAGGACGUACGUCUUAUGUCCAGAGAUGUCUACAUUUGGUAUACAUUUAAUGUAUUUUGGCUAAAGACAGUUUCAGUUGUGCUUUCCCCUAACAUAAUGCAAAUAUGCAUUGCCAACCUGCCAUAUUGCUCUUACAGUAAAUGCAAAAUUUAUGACAAAUAAAAUACAACAGGACCAAUAAACUCGGUUUAAAGCUUAAUACAUAAGGUUAUUAAUGAGUGUGAGUUUGUUUUUCUGGCCACACAUCUUGCUCUCUAAUCUCCCAAGGUAGCAUCUUCUUAAUUUAAUGCACUUAAAGUCAGCAAAUGUGAAGGCAUUUCAACCCACAUCUUUCCAGAAAAUCCUGUGGAAAUGUACUUUAACAGUCUAUCACAACUGAAAAUGGAUAUAUCAGAGUUUUAAAAUGUAUAUAAAAACUCUGGCUGUGACAUACUGUAAGUCUUAAGUGGAAAAGGUUUGUUGAACAAAUUAUCCUUCGAUAUUAAAAUGAGCUGCUCUGUAGAUCACUGACCUUAUGGAUCAAAUUUGUCUAAAUUACAAACAAAGCCAAUGUUGAUAGUUUCCAAAAAUAACCAGUGUCAUUUCCGCUUGAGAUCUCAAAUACAAGGAAAUCACUAUAAAUGUUAGAAACAUACUGCUAGGAAAUGGUGAGUUUAUAUAUAAACUGGUCUGGUGAUGUUAAACAUAAAAUGGGCAAAUCUCAAAGCUGAUUUUUAUUGAAGAGGAAAUCUUUUUUUUUUUUUUUUUUUUGUUAGCCUAAUUAGGCUGGAAAUCCAGACAAAAAAGUGUGUUUUCACAUCAUUUCACGGAGCACACAGCUUCCAGAACUGUCCAGUGAUGAUCCACGUCAUUGUAUCAGAAAGCACUACAAUGUUUAGAAGCUCCGUGCUCUCAGGAAUGAAGACAUGAACACACAUGUAUUUUUGCAUUCAAUACUUUGUAGAGUAAUGAAAGGAAAAAUAAUUAUCUUUGGCCAAAGUGUUCAACAGCAAAGUCUCCAUAUGCAGAUUUGUAACAUGUUUCACAUCUGAUGAGUUAUUAGUGCUGAAUGAAGACCUGUGUCUAUAAAUCAGCAGCAGUAAAUCAGAAACACAUGAAUGCUGUAGUUUAUCAGUGUUCCUCUUUAAGUAAAGCAGCAUUUUGUUAAACCCCAACUUUUCAGUGACAUUUACUGCAACCAGUCAAGCAUCAUUAUUUUGACCAACUUUUUGAAGAAGUUUGAUUUCUUAUUAAAGCACUUUGUUGACCUGGGACUUUAUUAAAGGGUAUAUAGAAUUUUGCUUUAAGCUGCUUUGUAGGUAUUCUUUUGUGUCUUUUUUUAGAUUUAUACUUUUUUUUUUCUAUAUAAGCUAAUGUCUGAAGCAUUUGUGUGUACUGUGAAACAUAAUUUGAAUAUUUCAUGUUUCCUAUUGUUAAAUCAUGGCAUGGUUCUACAUAUUAAGAUUUCAUAGAAAAGUACUUAAUAGUUUCUACUUUCAUAGUUAGAUUUAUAAAAUUUCAAUCAAAUAAGUGCAAAUUUAAAAUGCAUUUUAGGCAUAACCAGCAGCUGUAAUAUCAGUAAGGCACAUGCUACAUGUUAAGGCUGUUCAAUCAGUUAGUUUUGUUUUGUAGAGAUUUAUAUAGCCUAGCUAUUAGAGAAGCAUGUAUUGUAUUUGCUAAAAAGCCUGAAAUGGUGAUUUUUGUAGGAAUCUAGCCUCUUGACCUUGUCUAGAACAUAUCGGCCUCUAACUCUAAAGUGCCUUGCCUUAGUUGAAAAGGAUAUGUGUAGAAUUGUCAGAGCAAACACAAGUAGUUGAAGCUUGUGCACAGGUUUCUGCAAAAUGUGUCUUGUUUAACUUUGCAGAAGCAUCGACAUGUGUAUGACUAUAUGUGUAUAUAUAAAUAUAUGCCAGUGUAUUCGGCCAAUCCCAUUAAGUAUUUCUGCGGAAGUUAAUUGAAAACAAGCAUUGUCAGUGCCUGUGUCCUGACUUCAACCUUAGAAACGAACCGCCCCUCUCCCCUCCAACGACCCACCCGCUCAUUCCUUGGUCGUGGUGCUCUUUUGGUGCAGCUUCAGUCUUUGAAAUUAGUUUUUUUUUUUUUUUUUUCAAUUUAAUGUUUGGGAGUAUGCAAACAUAGAACACAUGGAUUUGUAUAGCAACAUAUAAAAAUGCUUUUUAAACAGUUCACUAACAUUAAUUAGUUUUAUUGUAAUAAUUCUGCAGCGAAUGAAGAAUUCUGUCGUUAACUUGUAGGUUGGAUUUUGCAAAGGAUUAGUGCUUAGGUUCCUCUAAUUGAAAUGACCUUCUACUGUGUUAAAAAAUCUUUUUAUUCUUGCUUUAAAUUCAAUAGAAAAUCAUGUAUCUCCAGGUACACCUUUUGCUACUUACAAAUAUGGGAAAAUGCAUUGUUUACAUUCACAUAAAUGUCGAUUAAGCAACUCAGAGGAAAACUAUCAAGAAAGGUUAUGGUAUUUUAGCAUUUUCAUGACUAUAUUUCAGCAUAAAAGGCAGGCUAAACACUUCUGGUAUUGCAUGGUAUGCGAUAUAUUAACCAGCUACAAAAAAAAAAAAAAGAAAGAAAAAAAAAAAAGUUCGCACUGUGUCACACUGCCAGAAUAUUUGUAUUGACUUAUUUUUAGUGUAGUAAAGGCUUAAUAACUUCUGCAAGCUUCGCUGCUACUGGAAAAGGUAUUAAUGUAGUUUCUUGUUAUACAUUUAGAUGUUUGAAUGUUGUGCAUCCACAGGUCAGAUUUCAGAAACUAUGAAAUAAUCUGUCUUCUGCAUUUAACUUGACUAAAUCUUAUUUGAUUGAAUUUUUCAUUUGUAAAUCCAUUAGAGUCAAAGUUUCAGUACUUUUGUAAAUCACCUAGAAUGAUGUCACAGACCUCUACUGCUGUAGAUGAUCCCUUUUUUUGAAUUGAUUGAAGGUAAAUGUAUUUUUGUUGGAAUUCUUUUCCCUCCAUACACUGGAUAGCAGUGUACGGUGCAGCUAAUUUCACAGGGUCCUCUGGUCUGUUUUGUUAACGCCUGUGAAGCCAACUAAAUUAAUGAUGUCUAGUGUGAAAAUCUAAAAGUGAACCAAAGUGGUGUUUUAGUAGCUGUCCAAAUAUGUAUUCUAAAGAGAAAAUUUGCCCUCGAACAGAAUUCAAAUAUUUGCUAUGGUAUUGGAAAGAUCAGCCUGUAGCUGUGAACGGGGCAGGUCAGAGCACCGAGAUUAUGUAGAUGAAACUGAGACGAAGUCCAGCAUUGUGAGUGGCAGGAAUUCUGUUUUUGGAUGGAUUUUUGCUUUAAUAUUUCAUUCAGUAGGACAUAUAUCCUCUUAGUGAGUAAACAACAGGACUAUGCCAACGGCUUUUGCUUACAACAUUAAUGGACUUGAGCCCAUUUUUUGCAGUUUUACCAAAGACCUGUACUAUUGUUAUUUCUUUUGUACUACAUUUCAUCAUUACUUUUAUUUCAGUAAGAAACCUAAAUUGAUUUUACAAAGUAAUCACCUAGUACCUUAAAUAGAUAAUGUUCAUUAACAGUAAUUAAUGGCAUCUUUUUUCUAACUAAAGUUAGCUAUAGUGAGUGGAUACACAAAUGAUCAAUGAAAAAUGCAUGGGUCAGAUCCUCACAAAAUGUGUAUUUGUACAUUUGAUUUUGUGUUAAGUAUACAUUGACGUUUAUGGCAGAUUUGUGCAAUACUGGCUAGCACAUGCUGACCUUAAGCGAGGAUUCAGUGUCAGUUUAAUUGUUGUCUACAGUGAAGGAAUGUCAAAGGUGAAUGGCAUUUGUGCUUCUAAAGUGGCCAUAUAACUUCACUACAGUACUGUUCUGAAGUUCAUUUUGUUUGUUGAUUUUUGCUUAAAUAGAUAAUCUCAAUCACUUUGGAAAAUCUGAUGGUUAUGCAUUAUAUGCUGUCAUGAUAGACCUGACUGUAAGGUGCUUUCUUUUUACCUGACUUUUUGUUUUCUAUUUCUGAAAGCCGUGGUCCAAAUUAGGUUUUGUUUUUUUUUGUUUUUUUGUAAAAUUACAGGGGAAAAUGAUGAUGAUUGUGACAAGCAUCAAUGGCAGAUACAGACAUAAUUAAAACUGAGUUGUUCUGAUGGUAAAUUGUUGGCUCUUGAUCUCUCUAGUGGUCUACUUACCCUAAUUCAAGUUUUCUGAAAAGAAAUGAAACAAGCAUUCACUUGGUAAGCACAGCAUACAUUUCUUUACAGUCUUCAGAUUUGUUAAAUUUAUGUCUAACGGACCAAUUACACUUUGAAGUACAUCUGUGCCUUUUAAUAAUUACAUAAUGUUGAUUGGUAUCAAGAGAAUAUUUCUGAGACAACAUUCGGUCUAUUUAAUUAGAAUCAAAAUUCCAGUGCCUUACAAUAUUUUUGUGGACCACAAUGUGAUUGCUAAAUGAUUUCCUGCAUUCGGGCCACUUAAAUUGACUUAUAAUUGUCUUAUCUCAGUCUGUAUUUGCCAUACCAUUGAAGAAAACGCAGCAAUACCUAACCAUUGAAUACACCGUUUUGAUCUCAAUUACUUAUUUGGCACCAAAAACUCAGUUGUUUGUGAGGAAAAGCACCAAAUAGGAAGAAUCUUGUAAAUGAACUGUAAUAGAUGUAUCAUUAUGCUCUGCAUUGGAAUAGUUUAAUCUAUUUUGCAUUAUUGUUAGUUGUUGUGUUGUCUUUUUGUUUUUAAUAUUAUGAAAAUGGAGCCUGAAGAUUUAUGCAAUCUUGUACAUGUAUGAGUAUGAUGUAUGGAACUGUUCAAAAUGAGUAAAAUACUAGUACAACA
This is a messenger RNA of Seriola aureovittata, 7747 nucleotides long. RefSeq names its product unk like zinc finger (gene unkl). The record is from RefSeq and is a predicted model, not a curated record. Gene Ontology annotation, molecular function: metal ion binding. NCBI's taxonomy places the organism in Eukaryota, Metazoa, Chordata, Actinopteri, Carangiformes, Carangidae. The coding region runs from base 271 to 2709 and encodes 812 amino acids. The transcript has 16 exons.